Molecule: messenger RNA, 543 nt
Organism: Anisakis simplex (herring worm)
Lineage: Eukaryota; Metazoa; Nematoda; Chromadorea; Rhabditida; Anisakidae
Source: the annotation of a GenBank genome assembly
GUCAGAAUGAAAGCGAUAUCGCAGCUGAAACUUUUAUUAUGGAAGAAUCUGCUGCAACAAAUUCGUUCACCAUGGUUCACGUUGCUCGAGUUGGUGAUACCACUGAUCCUCAUAGCGCUUACUUUUGGUCUGAUGAUCGGAUUGAAAGACAGAUAUGAGAAAUCGUACAAUGCAACUGAAUAUCCCGCAUGGCUCGUUGAGGGUAAUGCACUUGAUCUUAUCAUGCCAACAAAUCCUAAAAACCUAUCGGGUACAAUAAUCGAUCUAAAAUAUCUGUUGAAAUUGCAUAGCAAUAACGACUGUAUGUUUCUGAACGUAAGCACAGAUCCAUCGGAUCCGUUUCAUUUCAAUAUCGACAUGGAAAUCGCCUAUGCGCCAUCAACGCCACAAAUUGACUCAAUCAUGAGGAAGGUACAGAAGCGGUAUACGAGUGCAAGUAUUCUUGGUCCGUUUCUUCCACUGAUCAUACAUUUUCUACCCGAUUCGGUAAAAGAUCUACUAGCCAACGUCACGAUCUCUUCAUCUGCAAAAAUUUCACGUUAG